GUGUGGUUGGACUUCAUAUCCUUCACCACUUACCACACAAGUCUCUUGUAUUCUCUAGCUACUUGUUCCCCUGAAGAAGAAGUCCUCAAGAAUUUCUCUUCUUUUUUUGAGUUGGAACAAAUGGCUGAACCCCUCCUCACAUCUGCUACCGAGGCAAUCUUGAACGGCUUGAUUUCCCUAGCGACCCAGCAGAUUAGCCUGGCAUGGGGUUUUGAGAAAAACCUCAUAAAGCUCCAAAGAAAGCUAACAACCAUUCAAGCUCUCUUACGCGAUGCUGAGCGAAAGAGAACAGAAGCAGAACACUUGAAAAUUUGGCUCAAGAGUCUCAAUGCUGGAGCCAGCUGUGCUGAGAAUGUGCUGGAUGAGUUGGCCUAUGAAGCUCUUCGAAGGAAGACCGAGGUACGAAAACCAGUCAAGGACCAGGUACGCAACUUGGCAUUUCGUUGCAAGAUGGCUAAGAAGGUCAAUGAUGUUAUUGUACUCUUAAAAGAUAUUUAUGAUGAUGCAAAUAGAAUCGGUCUUAUGGUGGCAAAUCAAAUCGCAGAUGCCAGUGUUGAACCUAGGGUAUUCAGGUUGACUCACCCUUAUAUAGAUGAUUCAAAUGUUGUGGGAAGGCAUGGUGACGUGUCUGAAGUGAGACAGAUGUUACUUGGCCCUGACGUAGAAGAAAAUUUGUCUAUCAUUGCCAUUCAAGGAAUGGCUGGGCUCGGGAAGACGACACUUGCUCAGCUAGUUUACAAGGACGAGAAGGUUAUGGAGAAGUUUGGUGAUAAGAGAAUGUGGAUUUGUGUAUCUGAUGAUUUUAGAGUUGACAGGAUAUUGAAUGAGAUGGUGCAAUCUCUUACUGGAAAUAAGUCUGAGACAUCAAACAUUGAAGGAACUGUGAGAAAGCUUAGAGAAAAACUGGAUGGAGCCAAAUACUUACUUGUAUUAGAUGACGUUUGGAAUGAAAAUCAACAAGUAUGGAUAAGCAUGAGAGAUUCUUUGAGAGGAAUAGGUGGCUCCAAGGGGAGCAAAAUCAUAGUGACAACACGCAGUAUGAAUGUGGUAUCAACAAUGCAAAUAUCACCGCCCUUGACUCAUCGUUUGGAGAAAUUAUUCUUUGAGGAUUGUUGGGCAAUGUUUAGGAAAAGAGUAUUCUCAAUUGGUGGACCGAAAGAGACGAAAAGAUUGGUGGAUAUCGGUAGAAGAAUGGUAGAAAAGUGUAAGGGUGUGCCAUUAGCGGUUAACUCAUUAGGAGGUUUAUUGUACGCUAAGCACUCUGAAGAGGAAUGGGAGGACAUCGAUAAGAGUGAAAUGUGGCAUUCUCUUGAAAGUGAAAUUGGAAUUCUACCAGUAUUAAGACUAAGUUACGAUCACUUGCCCUCACCAUCUUUGAAAAGAUGUUUUGCAUAUUGUGCUGUUUUCCCAAAGGAUGCUGACAUCAACAAGGAUGAGUUGAUUCACCUUUGGAUGGGUCUAGGAUAUCUUCAUCCUUUAGCAGGAUGCAAACUUGAAAUGGAAGAAUUAGGCAAUGAUUAUUUUAACAAAUUGUUGCGCAAUUCUUUCUUUCAAGAAGUUAAAUUGGACGAGUUUAAUAACAUUACUAGUUGCAAGAUGCAUGAUCUUGUACAUGAUCUCGCAAUUCAUGUUGCAGAGGGCAGUUGUUUAACUUUGGAAGCUAGUGAGGUGAAGAACCAUCCCGAGGUUCAACAUCUCUCAUUGCAUCUUAAGGAAGAAACAUGUUUAGGGAUUCCACAAGAAAAUUUUGAAAACCUGAGGACACUAAUGUUAACUGGACAUCUCCCCAAAAACUUUGACGCAGCCAAAUGUGUACGUGUCCUACAUUUAAUAGAAUCCAAUGUGCAAGAGUUGCCAAGUUCAAUUCGCAAGUUCAUACAUUUGAAGUAUCUUGACCUCUCAAACACGGAAUUUGAAAAACUACCAAACUUCAUCACCAGUCUCUACAAUUUAGAAACGCUCAUUUUGCCAUCAUCUCUAAAAGAGCUUCCAAAGGAUUUUCAUAAGUUGGUUAGCUUGAGACAUCUCUGUAUGGAUGAAAGCGAAAUUAGUCCGAAUGUGAUUCCAGCGAAGUUAGGGCAAUUGACUUCUUUGCAGACAUUACCCCUCUUUGUUGUGGGUGUGAAUGUGGGCUAUAAGAUUGAAGAGUUGAGAAGCUUAAAACAGCUAAAAGGUCGAUUGCGUGUUAACAAUCUAAUGUCCGUGAGCGACAGGGAAGAAGCGAAAAAGGCUGAUAUUAUAGGGAAAAAGGACAUGCAAGAGUUGGCAUUUCACUUUGGACUUGAAAGAUCUCACACGAACCAUACGGAUGUGUUGGAAGGACUUCAACCCCACAAGAACCUUAAGGGCUUAAUACUCGAAGAAUUUGGAGGGCAAAAAUUUGCGUCAUGGAUGACAAGUGCCAAUCCCCAAUUCCUUCAAAAAUUGGUGAAGAUUGAAUUAAGGAGUUGCCAAGUAUGCGAACAAGUCCCAACACUCGGACACCUUCCGCAUCUUGAAGUUGUUAAAAUGGAGGGAUUGGAUAAUCUGAAACGUAUUGGUCCCGAAUUCUAUGGAUUGGAAGAGGGCAUUGUCGGUAGUAGUAGCAGGUGUGGGACAGCAAGAGGGGGAGUAGUAUUUCCAGCAUUGAGAAAGCUUAGUCUUCGUGAUAUGCAGAAGCUAGAAGAAUGGUCAGAUGUAUCAUCGUUGCCCGCUGCUGCCACCAGUGAGAUAAAGUUCUUUCCUUGUCUCAAACAGUUGCUAAUCUCCGAUUGUCCUCAGUUGGUAACCAUUCCAGGUCAAUUGUUAUCAGUCGACUACCAGAGCAUAAGUAUUUUAACGGAGAUUCCCCCCUGGAGGGAGCGUAAAAUGAUGGAUAGCCCAUCCUUGUUGAUGGGCAUCAAUGAGAAUUCAGAAAAUAUUGCUCUUUUCUUGGAGGAUUUGCUUGGGAAAAGUAGCAGAUCCCUAAGAAAUCUGGAAAUAGAUGGAUUGAAGAAGCUGCAUCAUUUACCGAACCAGCUACUAAACCUAACUUCUCUCGAGAAGUUAGUUAUAAGAGAGUGCUCUGAUCUAAUUAAUAUAAUAGAAGAAACAGAGGUAACAAUAUCCACCGGCCUACCGUCCCUUCAAGAGCUUUUGAUAGUGGACUGCAAUAAGUUGAGGUGUCUGCCGAAGUGGCUGCUACAGCCAACCCUUGCUGAAUUUUAUAUACGAGAGUGUAAAAGUUUUGAAGGUGAUGAAUUGGGCAGUCUGACUUCCCUUAAGAAGAUGACUAUCAGAGGCUGUUCAAGAUGGGAAAGUUUUUGGGAGAAGGGGCUGCUCUGCCUGACAAGCCUUCAGGAAUUGGAGAUAGGUGAAUUCUCAGAGCACCUUCUUCAUUUCCCCUGGCCCUCCUAUCCCCCUCAACACUGCCCCUUCAUCUCCCUGGAGUCUCUAGAAUUAGAGGGUUGGGGAAACCUCACAUGUCUGCCGAAUCUUGAACACCUCACUGCCUUGAAAACAUUGGAUAUCUCGAAUGGGGGAAAAUUGGAAGCUCUGCCAGAGUGGCUGGGUAACUUGUCAUCUCUUCAAUCACUGCAGAUCUGGUUUUGUCCAAAUCUGAUGAGUUUGCCCUCCCGAGAAGCUAUUCAGCGCCUUGCCAAUUUACAACGUCUGCUUAUAUAUGAAUGUCCCAUUCUAGCAGAACGAAUUGAAAAGGGAAGCGGCGAAGAGUGGCACAAGAUAGCUCAUAUACCAUUGGUCAACAUAAGAGGUAAUUUAUUUCUCUAAUACCCGAUCUCAUGAUUCCUCUUCACUUCAAGCAAGCAGAUCGUCUCUCUCUCUCUCUCUCUCUCUCUCUCUCUCUCUCGUGCAUAUCUUUUGUGGGCCUUCAUGCGUGUCAGUGUCCAUGUGAUGAAAUCAGAGAAGGUAAUGCAUGGAAAAUCUUAUCUCACCUGUUUCUCUUGGUCCUAUAGGGACUGGUGUCAGUAUAGAUAUUCGCAGAAAGUGUCACCCCAAUUCUAGCUUUUGAAGGCAAAGCAACCUCCGGCCAAUCAUAAAUGGUGAUUUCUAAUACCUCAGGUAACAAGGGAGGAACAGUGGAUCUGACAGCAGAGGAAAUUACUGCAUUGUAGAAAGAGGUGUUCUAAUAGAUUCGCCUGCUUAUAUUCUCCGAGACCGUGUGUCAUAUCCUUUUAUAUGAGGAAUUAACGCAAGGAGGAGGUCCUCAAAGGUCAUACUGCAAAAUGUCCACAUUUAAUAAGCUUGCAAUGCGAGAGGUUGUUGAUGGGAAUCAAAUCUUGGAAGGAAGCUCAAAGUGACACUUUCGAUCAAGCAGAUUAUACCAAAUAGCUGAAUCGGUCUUUGGAUCUGCCCACAACAUUUUAUUUAUACGGUGACACUAGACACAUCAGAAGUUGGACUCCGGAAAAUCAAAUUCGAAUCUCAUUACGGUCACGUCCAUUUGUUUUAGACCUAGUUUUUUUUAUCGCCAGCAUGUUCUUAAUGUAGUGUCAAAGAGCAGUUGUUCCCACUGAGCUUCUUAGCUUUUGAUGUAUGGCAUCUUACAAAGAUAUACUAUUAGCAUAGUAAUAAUUUCUUCUCUAUGUUUUGAUCUUAGACACCCAGCUCAUAUUAUUUCUGUGAGCAACGAAAUAACAGUGGUUUUGACAGCAUGCGAAAUAACUCUGUUGAAGAAACAGGCUUUCAGAUAGCACAUCUUCUUAUAUUCUUUGAGACACGCUGCGCAAUACUGCAAAAAUCUGAGGAAAUGCAGAGGUCCUCCAACGUCUUAUUCGUACAAUAUUCUUUGGUUAACACAUCACUGGCCCUUUUUUCCCCUUUAUCCAUUAAUAAUUUUGUUUUAGUUCCAAUUGUUGUUGAGAAGUUUUGCAUGCUGGUUAACUGCAAACUGUGCACCCCUAAUAAGCUUGUGAUGCGUGUGGUUGUUGUAGCUCAGAGUGAACUUUCAGUCAAGGACUUCACUGCCUUAUCUGCCCCUAAUGGUGCUACCGGAUACUGCAAAUGGGUGAAUCUUCCUUAAAAUUCGACAUGGUACUUACUCAGGAACUCCCUGGUUUUGGUAAAAGAAACUACUUCUUGUAUGACCAUAAUGCUUGAUAUAACUUAGAGUUCUAAGAAGUGCGACGAUUUGAUUUCAACAAUGCCAGGAUAGAGGUUGCUGCAGUUUCAAGGCUUCUAUUGAUCCUCUUCUUCUGUUGUUUUAGCUGCUGCAUCAGGACUUUGUCUGCUGCUUUGGCUGGAAAUGCUUUGGCAGUGGUCCUGUUUUCUACUGGUGUCCUGCAGAUUAUACUUGUUUAGGAUGUUGGUUUUGUUCCUAAUGCUAUAUCAGAUGCCGGUGUUAUCCAUUGCUUCUUCAAGUGAGCUCUCAAGCUUUGAGAAGGGUGCUAUGAGGUUAACAUGCUGCAGAUUCUGUCUUUCCAUUUCGCUGGAAUUGCCGAUGCAUAAUUGCUGGUAUGCUGGAAUUAAGCUGAAGUAGGGGAAGUCUAGGAUCUUAUGAGUGGGUUGUAUCUUUCUUGGUUUUUUUGGAUAUUGGUAGAUUUAUUUUGGUUGGCUCUUUGCCUACGUUGUUGCUUUCUUUGUGUUCUGGGUGGCAUAUGAUUGUCAUGAGGCUUGGGUGCCAACAUAGUUGGAAUGGAAGCUUCUUAUUGUGAUGCCGUCGCCCUAUUUCCUAAUCUUUGUAAUCAUUUCUUCAAGGGUUAAUAAAUUCCUUAAUCUUUUUAAUGUGACA
Molecule: messenger RNA, 5707 nt
Organism: Rhododendron vialii
Lineage: Eukaryota; Viridiplantae; Streptophyta; Magnoliopsida; Ericales; Ericaceae
Product: putative disease resistance protein RGA3
Exons: 7
Coding region: 121-3747 (1208 amino acids)
Biological process (GO): defense response to other organism
Molecular function (GO): ADP binding
Source: RefSeq, a predicted model, not a curated record